This is a messenger RNA of Bipolaris oryzae ATCC 44560, 442 nucleotides long. RefSeq lists its product as uncharacterized. NCBI's taxonomy places the organism in Eukaryota, Fungi, Ascomycota, Dothideomycetes, Pleosporales, Pleosporaceae. The annotation marks the transcript as partial. The record is from RefSeq and is a predicted model, not a curated record. The transcript has a single exon.
AUGGCAAGCCUACCCGGCUUUACCACCAACUUCCCCGCGGGAUACCCAACCUUUCAAGCACGCAGCAACAGCAGCGGGCCUUUUGCGCACCACAAUAGCGGCGCUGGCAGCUCAUCGUCAGGCGGAGGAGGAGGAGCAACAGCAGAGUCGCCGCACGCGCACGCAUCAGCACCACCACCCCAGCCAGCCGCAGAACCACACUUUGACAUUUUCGAAUGGCACCCCGCGUACCAAAGCUGCCAGCGCUACUUCCUCGACCACGCGCAGCACGACAACGGCGUCCAGGCCGUCUGCGCCCUCAUCAACAUCUGCCUCCCCUUCCAAUGGUCGCAAAACCCGCUCUUGAGCUCCUCGGGCCCACUACCACACGCCUCGGGGCCGGCCGCGUACAACAUGGGGUGGCCGCGCCAAGGUCCGGUUGCAUCGUCGCGCAUGCCCGGAA